AUGAACAAAGAAAUGGAUGCUAUGCUGCCCGAUCGAACACCAUUUCGUGAUGGGAAAACCUUGGAACCCACACCAUUUUGUGAUGGGACAACCCUGGUGGAACGCUCUUCUCGCCCUCAAGAAGGCAUGUACACAUACAUAGUAGUUGGAAAAUCCGCUCGCCAUCAGUCGGACAUUUCAAAAGAACAAGAAGAACACCAACAACAUAUGCAGCAGCUGCAGAUUGAUCCAGCAAACCAGCCUCUGUCACAGCCUCAGGCAAAUCAGCCUCAAAUACAAGGAGAUGCAGACGAAAGCAUACAUGCUUCGACAGUAGACCACAUCAUCAGAGGGAACACAUCCCUGGAUGUCUACAAUGGACGAGAUUCUACUCAUGUUUCGUCAUCUUUGUUGUUGGAUCAAACAGCACCCACUGGCGUGAUCGAAACGACUCUUGCACCCCAACCGAUACCGAAGGGAUUAAGGCCAAAGAAGCAAGUGACUACUGUUGCUCCUACUGAUGCCACAGCACGGAAUGACCCGCCAACAAGCAAUACGACCGAGCCCCGAUAUAGAUCCUAUCAAAGGGAUCAGUGGGAGCAACAAUAUCAGAAAUUGAUCAAAUUCAAACAAACGCAUGGGCAUUGUAAUAUUCCGCAUUCUUACGAUUCCGAUCCUACUCUCGCUCGAUGGGCCAAGCGUCAGCGGUAUCAAUACAUGAGGAAACAGGAACAAAACAAGUCUUGCCUGUCGGAUGUGAGGCAACAAAAGCUGGAAGAAGUAGGUUUCGUAUGGGACCUUCAGACGAUGGCCUGGCAAGAACGCUUCAAUGAACUAGUGGAAUACGUGCGUCGGAAUGGCGAUUGUAACGUCCCGAGUCGCUUUGGGGAGAAUCCUGCUCUCGGCAUGUGGGUCAAGGUCCAACGCCGACAGUACAAGCUCUAUUGCUUCAACCAGCAAUCCUCCCGUCUGACACCAGAGCGCUAUCAGCUCUUGACCAAUCUAGGAUUCCAAAAUAGUUAG
This is a messenger RNA of Cylindrotheca closterium, 1002 nucleotides long. NCBI's taxonomy places the organism in Eukaryota, Bacillariophyta, Bacillariophyceae, Bacillariales, Bacillariaceae. The record is from the annotation of a GenBank genome assembly.